UUUAAAGUGAAAUAAACUGGAUGCGGGCGAAGUUGUCGGUCUUGUGGAUUUUCUAAAUUGUGGAAUUUUCUUUACUCAACCUUUGAACAUGGUCGACCCAAAUCGUAAAAUUAACCGCCUAACGGAGAAAGAUAUCGAGUUCUUAGAUGAAUGCCAGGAGGAAUUCUCGAAUCGCUUUACUGACGAGGACGCUGAUUUUUAUAAUCACUGCUCGAAACCGCUCGCUGACCCACCAAUAGUUGAAAAUUGGGGCUAUUCUGGGUCCAGCAAUAGCUACCGCGGUUCUUCUGGGCAACGAAACAGUUAUGGAGGUGGCAACAAAUAUAAUCGCGGAGGUUGGAAUAAACGCAGCCGAGAUCAUGCUCAUGGCAGAGGAUUUCGCGUCGGCGGAGGUCAAUCGUACAGACAUAACCGACUUUUCAACGAUAACCACAACGACAGAAACUUCCGUGGCGGCAAUGGUCGUGAGGAGCGCCCGCAUCAACCAAUAAAUGUACGAAGAGACUAUGGAAAUUUUGUCCCUGCCUCUAAAGAUUAAUCGAAAACUAAGACUUCAGCGUAUAAUUAACGCUAUAUUUAACCAAAAUAUCUUAAAUGUAGAAUACCUACAAUUCCCAAAUUAAAAAAAUUUAUAUUAGGAUCGAUAUGAUCGUAA
Molecule: messenger RNA, 655 nt
Organism: Rhagoletis pomonella (apple maggot)
Lineage: Eukaryota; Metazoa; Arthropoda; Insecta; Diptera; Tephritidae
Product: RNA guanine-N7 methyltransferase activating subunit-like
Exons: 1
Coding region: 89-538 (149 amino acids)
Biological process (GO): RNA 5'-cap (guanine-N7)-methylation
Molecular function (GO): RNA binding
Source: RefSeq, a predicted model, not a curated record